AUGCUGGCAUCCAAGCAGUCCCAGGCGACCACUCGCAACGUCUGCUCCAAGGAGCCCGUCAUGUCAGCCGCGCUCCGGGCCUCUGCUGGCGCUGCCGUGCGCCCCUUCUCCUCAUCUUCCUCCCUGAACCGCCUGGCCUCCAGCCAUGCCAACGGCAGCGCCUCCCGCACCGCUCACAGCAAGCUGGCUCGCGGCCGCAGCGCGCUCAACGUCGUGGCCAUGGCGGGCGAGGGCCAAGCUCCCAAGCCCGUGUGCCUCGUAACCGGCGCCUCACGCGGUAUUGGCAAGGCUAUCGCUCUGGCUCUGGGGGCGCAGGGAACUCGGGUUGCGAUCAACUACGCGGCUUCUGCGGCCGCGGCUGAGGAGGUGGCUGCGGCGGUGGUGGCUGCGGGGGGUGAGGCGAUGGUGGUGGGCGCCAACGUGGCGAAGCGGGAGGAGAUCGAGCGCAUGUUCAAGGAGGUGGCGGAGAAGUGGGGGCGUCUGGACGUGCUGGUCAACAACGCGGGCAUCACUCGCGACACGCUCAUGAUGCGCAUGAAGCCCGAGCAGUGGGACUCAGUCAUCGACACCAACCUCAGCGGCGUGUUCUACUGCACCCAGGCCGCUACCAAGGUGAUGAGCAAGCAGAAGAGCGGCCGCAUCGUCAACAUCACCUCAGUGGUGGGUCUUGUGGGAAAUGCAGGUCAAGCCAACUACGCGGCCGCCAAGGCCGGUGUCAUCGGCCUGACCAAGACCACGGCACGUGAGUGGGCGCCGCGGGGCAUCACCGCCAAUGCGGUGGCCCCCGGCUUCAUAGCAUCCGACAUGACCGCCGCCAUCGACAAGAAGUACGAGGAGGGCAUCCUCAAGGGCAUUCCCCUCGGUCGUUACGGUCAACCGGAGGAGGUUGCUGGGUUGGUUCGUUUCCUGGCCUUGGACCCCGCCGCCGCGUACAUCACCGGGCAGGUUUACAACGUGGAUGGGGGCAUGGUGAUGUGAGGAGACGGAGAUGGAGAUGAUGAGGAGGAGGAGAUGGAGACGGAGAUGGAGAUGGAGGAAGCAGCAGGGGUACCUACAGACUUACACACACGCGCCUACACACACACUUACACACAAGGGCUGGGGACCCCCACGACGGAAUGGGAUCUAGAAAUAGAGAAGGGAGAAGACGACCUCCGCGCUUUGGCACAUGAUUUGAAGAUCACCAAAGAGAUCAGCAAGCACAGACCUGGAGGAGUUCUGAGCGGCUGCGUGAGGACACACACACACAAAUAUACAUACAUACAUACACACACACGGAGAAACGCGAACAUGCACGCAUCUUUCAAUUUUUGUUUUUUUGGUGUGUGUGUUGUGUGUGUGAGUGCGUGUGUGUGUGUGUGUGUGUGUGUGUUCCGUGAAACAGCAGAAGCUUCCCGAGAAGACGUGUAGAGCACCCCCCCACAGGGGCACUUCGCAGCUGGACCCCCCGCCCAAGAAAGGUAAAGCUCCGGGCGGAGAGCUGAGGACCUCAACGGUGGACGAUGGGGUGCGAUGUGUGCUCCAAUCCGUAAUCAGUCAGCCUCACCUCGCAGCCUCACCCACGAAGACGAGGAGGGGGCUCCCUUGCGCCCUCGUAUCCUCGAGGGGUUGAUGUCCCCAAUCGGCUGGUGUGUGACCUUUUUUGUGUUUCGGGAUUGGUGUGGUAGUGGGGAGGGUGAGCCCGGGGCGGCAGUGGAGGAAUGGGAUGCGGUUUGCCCUUUGCGCUCUGCCUUCUUCUUCUUCUUCUUCUUCUUCUUCUUCUUCUAUCGAACGCAUCGGGAGCUGUCCACCACGCGUGAGCCUGUGUAAAAAAAUAUUAUAC
Messenger RNA from Volvox carteri f. nagariensis, 1822 nucleotides. RefSeq lists its product as uncharacterized. The record is from RefSeq and is a predicted model, not a curated record. NCBI's taxonomy places the organism in Eukaryota, Viridiplantae, Chlorophyta, Chlorophyceae, Chlamydomonadales, Volvocaceae. The transcript has 7 exons. Gene Ontology annotation, molecular function: 3-oxoacyl-[acyl-carrier-protein] reductase (NADPH) activity; NAD binding. Gene Ontology annotation, biological process: fatty acid biosynthetic process. The coding region runs from base 1 to 978 and encodes 325 amino acids.